AUGCUGUCGCAACAUGAGCUGCUGAAGCGCAUCAUGGAAAUCAACAAGGACCCCAGCCUGUCGGAUGCCGAGAAGGCGUCCGCCCGGCAGGACCUGAUGAGCGGCAAGUGGAAGGCCAGCGAGGAGGACAAGGAGACGGCCAAGGCCGAUGACAAGGCCAAGGCGGCGGCCGGAGAGGAGAAGGACAGCAGCCUGCUGGACGACGACACACUCAAGUGUGCCAUCUGCUUCGACCUUUGCGUGCGCCCCGUCACGGCCCCCUGCCAGCACAACUUCUGCCUCAAGUGCUUCCAGGUGCGGCCAGCGCGACGCUCUAAGAAGGCGUGCCCCUCGUGCCGCCACGAGUUUGGCGCCAAAUUUGCGGCCAACCCGCGCAUCAACACCGCGCUCACGGUCGCCAUCCGCGCCUUCAAGGCCGGAGACGCCCGCGCCGCCAGCAAGCCGUUUGUGCGCAUCAACAAUGAUGACCGGCCGGACGAGGCUUUCACCACAGAGCGGGCGCAGCGUGCGGGCCGCGCCAACGCCGCCUCGGGGCGCAUCAUGGUCAACAUCCCCAACGACCACUUUGGCCCCAUCCCCCCCGAGGCAGACCCCCGCGGCACUGGCAUCAAGGUGGGAGAGUACUGGAAGGAUCGGCUGGACUGCCGCCAGUGGGGCGCACACUUCCCGCACGUGGCGGGUAUCGCGGGCCAGUCCAACGUCGGCGCACAGUCCGUGGUGCUGUCUGGAGGGUAUGAGGAUGACCGCGACGAGGGAGAGUGGUUCCUGUACACCGGCUCCGGCGGCCGCGACCUGUCUGGCAACAAGCGCACCAACAAGGAGCAGUCGUUUGACCAGGUGUUUGAGAGCAUGAACAAGGCGCUGAAGCUGUCCUGCACCAAGGGCCUGCCCGUGCGCGUAGUUCGCUCCUACAAGGAGAAGCGCUCCAGCUACGCUCCCACAGAGGAGACCCCCGUGCGCUACGACGGCAUCUACCGUAUCGUCAAGUGCUGGCGCACUAAGGGCAAGCAGGGCUACCUGGUGUGCCGCUACCUGUUUGUGCGCUGCGACAAUGAGCCGGCCUCCUGGAGCUCCGACGAGACGGGUGACCGCCCCGGCCUAGAGACCAGCCUGCCCAAGGAGGCGACGGAGGAGAUGAGGAAGGCGGACAAGGGGCAGGUGGUGUCGAUGAGCGACAAGCCCUGGUGGGACUGGGAUGAGGAGAAGCAGGCGUGGGGCUGGGCGCGCGACCCGCCCAUCAGCCAGAAGACGGCCGGUGGCGCCUCCGGCAAGCAGGGCGCCCGCAAGAAGGUCAGCGAGCAGGAGAAGGCGCUGCGCGAGUUUGCCUGCGGCAUCUGCAAGAACGUGCCAACCGAGCCCGUGUCCACGCCCUGUGGCCACAACUUCUGCAUGCCCUGCCUGGAGAAGAAGUUUGGAGGGAUUGCGGAUGAGAUCGACGCGGGCGCCGCCACGGGGCGCAGCCUACGUGUGCGCAAGGUCCUUAAGCCCUGUCCCACAUGCAAGGUGGACAUUUGUGACUUCCUGAAGACUGCCCAGGCCAACCGGGAGAUGACGGCGGUGAUUGCCAAGCUGCAGGCGGCCGUGGAGAGGGCCCGCCUGGAGGCCAAGGCGGAGGCGGAGGAGGGAGAGGAGGGUGAGCACGGCUCCGUGCCAGCCUGGCAGCCUGGCUGCACGGCGAGCCGACGCAGGCCGUGCUUCUGUUGCAGCAGGGGCCCGGUGUGCUUGCGUGAACAUGCCUGCCUGUGCCCCUGA
Messenger RNA from Chlorella variabilis, 1752 nucleotides. RefSeq lists its product as hypothetical. The record is from RefSeq and is a predicted model, not a curated record. NCBI's taxonomy places the organism in Eukaryota, Viridiplantae, Chlorophyta, Trebouxiophyceae, Chlorellales, Chlorellaceae. The transcript has 15 exons. Gene Ontology annotation, molecular function: metal ion binding; ubiquitin protein ligase activity. Bases 1 to 1752 code for a protein of 583 amino acids. Gene Ontology annotation, biological process: negative regulation of gene expression via chromosomal CpG island methylation; protein ubiquitination.